AUGAGGCAGCAACAGAUACCCUGGGCUUUCUGGGUACUUUCUUCAUACGCGGGACUGGCGCUGGCAGUACCCUGCAAUCGGCUGAGUAACCCCUACGUAGUCUCAGGCUCUGACUUGCAGUUCGAGGUUGUUUGCAAUUCAUACUCAACGGGCGGCGAUCAGAUCGGUCCCAGUUUUGAGUUGGGCGAUUUGGAGACAUGCAUAAGCCUGUGCGCUGGUACCACAGGAUGCAAAGUCGCACUGUUUGACCGAAGUCAGUUCCUGUGCUACUUGCUGGACGGGACAGAUGGACCAGCUCCCAACAAUUUGUACGACAUGGCUGCUUUGCUGUCAAUCCCGACAACCACGGCGAUACCAUCUACGACAUCCGUGGCUACUACGACAUCCGUGGCUACUACAACACAAUCUGCUGGGCCGGCGCCAACACCUUGCAAUCAGCUUGAUAACCCGACCUACAUCGACGGCGUGAAAUUCUCAAUCAUUUGCGGGUCACAAUCAACUGGCGGCAAUCAGAUCAACUUCAGCAAUCAGUUGCGCAGCUUGACAGAAUGCAUGACAUUCUGCGCCGAAAACCUGGCGUGUCCCGCAGUCACGUUCAACAAUGCUUGGCAGGAGUGUGCCUUGUAUGAUGGCUUUAAUGGUUUUAUGAGCGACCUGGAGAAGGAUAUGGCGGUAGUUGCAUCUCGUCCAGUCACGUCUACAACUGAAGAUCCAACCGCAUUUUCUACAACCACAUCAUCGGAUUCUUCCCUAUCGACCUCGGAGUUUACAACAUCAACACUAUACACAACCAAUUUAGCGUCGACAUCCGACUCCCCAGGAACUACAUCACUGUCCCCUUCAUCUGACCUCACGUCAGAGACUACGUUUCCAGCAUUUACGACUAUAUCAGAUGUGACCAGCACUGCAGUGGAGCCCACAACAGAGACAACAUCACUUUCAACUGAGUCAACCUCACUAGCAGCCAUCUCCUUAUCAACAACAUUGUCACAGUCUGAAUCGUCGGAAGCUGUCUCAGAGUCCACGCCGGAUGUCAUAUUGAGCUCUACAUCAGCGGGAGAGUCAUCUUCCGUAGAGUUUAGCACAAUCGCGACAACCGAAAGCUUCUUGCACACCGAUAUGUUAACCACAGAGACGUUGACUACUGUAAUUCCAUCCACAGAGACGCCAGCCAUUGAGGCAUCAACCACUACGACCUCGGCUACCGCGAUGGAAACCACACAGGUUACUGGGUCACAAGUUUACGAAUCAACAUCUGAACUCAGCUCUCUUUCGCAUUACAGUCAGACAGCCUUGCCAUACUCUCUUUCCUCAUUUACAACUAUAAAUCUUGGAUCAAAGACACUUUCAGUCUCUGAUUCCGCUGUCACAAAGACUGCAUCUGAACCUUAUCUGCCACCAUCCAUUCUUACCCCAACUGCCAUUCACACUGCUUACCCGAUUGUAACUGUCGGACAUGCUUACACCAAGACCACGUUUGCCGAGACGGUAACCACUGUUACAUACACUACGAUCGACCCAAGCAAUACUGCAGCUCUAAUCACAACGUGCGCUCCGAUUACCCUACUCUACAGCCCUUGUGGGUGUAAACACCAGGUUUACCCAUCGGUGGAUAUGACAACUGUUGCCUGUACUCAUGGGGGUGAUAUUAUUACCCUAACAGUACCAAAAGCUACGUAUGAGACUGGCAGUGGGGGUAAUACGCACCCGAUAGUUCAAUAUCCUUCUGGUUGGACUGGAGGAUAUCGUACAGACGCUGCGGGUGAUGGGUAUCCUGUAGUGCAACCUACAGCAGGCUCACAAGGUGUUUCUAAGCCUGGCUCGAAGAACGAUCAAAGCGAGACUCUUAUACGACCCACAGGAUUACAGGAAGAUUCUCAUCCAAGCUACAAGGUCGACCAGCCUGCGAUCCCCACCUCAGCUGGAGGAUCAGAUGAUGAUACGUCUCCGGGGCAAGGAAAUACACAGCCGUCUGUUUCAGCUCAAGGUUCACAAAAGUCCAACAGCAAUGCCCCGAUUAAUCCUUCUAGGCCAUCGUCUCCAGAGAGCUUGACAACAGAGACAAGUACUAUCCGCGCUCCUCAAUUCGAGACUUCAGCAGUUCCUCCUUACCAUACCCAAGUUCCUUCAAAGCCCAAGGAUGCACCUUAUGCUACACCUGUGGCUGUUUCAGGAGCCCACAGUUAUGAGGUCUCAUCGUGGAUCACGAUGGGCGCGAUACUCGGAGUGGCUUUACUGUUGUAA
Molecule: messenger RNA, 2244 nt
Organism: Fusarium pseudograminearum CS3096
Lineage: Eukaryota; Fungi; Ascomycota; Sordariomycetes; Hypocreales; Nectriaceae
Exons: 1
Coding region: 1-2244 (747 amino acids)
Source: RefSeq, a predicted model, not a curated record